Molecule: messenger RNA, 1442 nt
Organism: Cimex lectularius (bed bug)
Lineage: Eukaryota; Metazoa; Arthropoda; Insecta; Hemiptera; Cimicidae
Product: xyloside xylosyltransferase 1
Exons: 6
Coding region: 288-1280 (330 amino acids)
Molecular function (GO): UDP-xylosyltransferase activity
Source: RefSeq, a predicted model, not a curated record
UGUUGUAUAACAGUGUUUUAACCUCCUCGCCGUAUCGCGUCUUGUUACUGUGCUUUGUUUACACUUUUUGAACAUUCUAAGUCCAGGGGGGAAAUUAAGUUUAAAUAAUAUUUACAAGAUUUAAAAAAAAAAAAUUGAAAAAGAAAGUGUUGAAAAUAUGAUUUAAUGAGUGAAUUUAUCUGAUUUUUUUAAUGAAUGCUCUAAAUGUCAAGUUGGAAGGGAAAAUAUUUAUCGUGAUGGUUGAAAGAUUCGGCGAUUAAAGUUUACUCAGAUGUGCGAGAGCCCUGAUGCGUAAUAUCCACAAGACCCUGGUCGUCCUUCUCGUCUUCACAACGGUCGUGAUCCUCCUUAGCUUUGACAGAGGGGAAACGCCUCAUCCUGAACGCCAACGAGCCAGCACGCGUGACUACAACGUCUGGUGCAUAUUCACCAGGGUGAAGCAGGGCCAUCCGACGAUAAAGAGCAAGUUUGAACGCAUGCUAGACUCGCUAUUGCGUACGACCGGUGCUGUUUUGUCGCUCAACCUUGUUGUUGACGCUUCAAGCCGGUACAUCGCCAAAGACAUAGUCGACGCAGCUAAAAAUAACACUGGGAAAUAUCUCAAGGUAGUGUACCAUGAAGUCCACGUACUGACAAACAAAAUGGAAAGCAUAAUCAAGGUGAUGCAGAAACAUUUCAGCUCCCAGCCGGGCGCGUAUUACAGCGCAUCGCUUUUUUUCCUUUCUAUUGGCCUGCAUAAGUUCAUCUUUCAGUCACAAGUUGUCAUGCUCGACGUCGAUACAUUCAUUAAGACAGACAUAACAGAGCUUUUUGACGAAUUCGAUAAGUUUUCAAACGAAUCGGUGAUCGGAGCUGCUCCAGAGUUGACGCCAGUUUACCACCACAUACUCUACCUGUACCGUAGUCGAAACAACACGACCAGGUUCGGCGCAGCCCAUUCGAAAGGCGGCCUACCCGGAAUCAACUCGGGCGUGUUGCUCCUCGACCUUGAGAAGAUGCGGCGUUCUACGUUGUACCAGCAUGUCCUUGAAGAGCACGAAGUCAACCGCCUAGCCAGCAAAUACAUAUUCAAGGGCCACCUGGGCGACCAGGACUUUUACAGCCUGCUCACCUUCGAGCACCCGUCCCUCAUACAUAGGCUCGACUGCGGAUGGAACCGGCAGCUUUGUGAGUGGUGGAAGGACCACGGCUACCAGGAGACAUUCGACACGUUUGCGAGGUGCGAUUCUACCGUUAAGAUAUAUCACGGGAACUGCAAUUCAAAGAUACCUCAGGUGUGACAAAAUUUUUUACAACUGUAUAUACAUUAUUUUUUAUUUAUCAUUAUCAAAGAAAAGAGAAAAAAUUUUUUAAAAAAUUACAUACAUGAUUGUACAGAAAUAAGUGAGAAAAAGAAAAUAAGUGCAAUUACAUAUAUUCCAAUAUUUUUUAUAUAUCUAUUC